Molecule: messenger RNA, 3492 nt
Organism: Sungouiella intermedia
Lineage: Eukaryota; Fungi; Ascomycota; Pichiomycetes; Serinales; Metschnikowiaceae
Source: the annotation of a GenBank genome assembly
AUGGUGGCUGCCAAGGGUCGAAAAAACACCGAUAACGGUGGUGAUGACUUCUACUCCAAUCUACUAACAGGAAAUGUUGAUGUCCCUGACGACAAGGUGAUUGACGACAUUUUCACGGAGAAAACAACCAAACACGCAGAUGAUGCUGUGGAUUAUGAAGAUAUCGACGAAUUAGCCGAUGAAGACGACUUGCCCCCAUUGGAAGAGCCUGAGAAUGCAUCUCCAACGGCUGAAGAUGAGCAAGCCCUCCAAAAUGGUGCCAACGAUGAGUUUGAUGCACUUUUUGGCGACGAUGAUAUGCCCCAAGACGAAAAUGGCAUGGAUCACAUGGAACACGGGUCUUUGAGCGAGCAUGGCGGCGUAGAUAUUUUGCUCGAUCUUCAUGGACAGCCUGCUUUUGACGAUGAUGGUCUCAACGACUUGGGAUUGGGUUUUGAAGAAGAGCGUGCUGAAGCUGGCAGUAAUGGAACCUUGGGAGAACUUGCCACCAAACACAGGAGCCGAAAGCGCAAAUCGCCAGAGCAGCUAGCAGCAAAGAAGCUCAAGUUGCAGCGGUUGGUUCAGGAUAUGGAGCUGCGACACAAGGCUCGUAUGGUGGAGAAGUACUAUCCCACCUACAAGAGAGACCAACCAUUUAAUUACCACAUGAUGGUGCUUUCAGAGCCCAUGUAUUAUGCUUGGAAACGGCCCCCAUUAGCAUUCAAGAUGAAUAUCAAGCCUUUGGUGCCUCUAAAGCUCUCGUUGGAGGUACAACCAGAUGAGAAGAAAGCAUUUAAAUCCAAGCGUAAUGCAUUGGCAGACACCGCCAGUCUGCAAGGUAUCCGCCACAUUCUGCAAAAGGAUUUGGACUUCAUUGAAGAGAUCCAGGCACAUGACGAAGAAGCGGUCAACUUGCGGGUAUUGCCAUUCAUAAAACAGGACACUGUGGAAAAUGAUAAGUUUGGGGACUUCAGUAAGGAUUUGAUCUUGGCAACGGCAGACUGGGAUGACGACGACGUACUCAAUGCCGGCAAUUCCGACUUGGAUCUGCACAACGGAGAUGCCAAACCGAAGAUCAGCGACGAAUUCGAUAAUGACGAAGUCAAUUACGAUGACGAAAACAUCUUCGACGGCCAGCUCUCUACAGAGACGUUUGAGUUGAACAUGAACGACCCCAACUUGCUUUUUGUGCCCGAUAAGCGACUUGAUGGUGCCAAAUCGAAGGCAGUUGUCCCAACUGACCAGAAGCUUCUCAAUUUGAAGUUCAACAUCUCCAACGAUAAGAAUUACGAUAUCUUGAAGAACAACUACAACACAAAAGUGAGAAGUCAGUUGAGUAAUUUGAACAUCGAACACUCCAUCCCAUCGUUACGGCUUCAGACUCCAUACUACAAGAUCAGACUCACCAAGGACGAGGCGCGUGCAUUUCACAGAGCGAAGUUCCAGGUUCGUCAAGGUUCAUUAAUAUGCUUCUCGAGUCUUAAAGUGAGAAAAAAGAAGAAGGACCGUGGCAAGACUCCACAGGAAAUCUUCAGUCGUACAUCGGACUUGACGGUGGCAGACACUGGAACAAUUAUUGCUAUGGAAUAUUCUGAGGAAGCUCCUGGUAUUUUGUCCAACUUCGGCAUGGGAAGUAAAUUGAUCAACUAUUACAGAAAAGAAAAGGAGGACGAUAACUCCCGCCCCAAAGCCCCUCUCGGAGAAACGCAUGUUUUGGGUGUUGAAGAUCGCUCUCCAUUUUGGAAUUUUGGACAUGUUGCUAAAGGUGAUUUUGUGCCCACACUCUACAACAACAUGAUCAGAGCACCUAUCUUCAAGCAUGAGGCAAAAUCCACAGAUUUUCUCCUUAUUCGAUCUCAAGGCUGUGGUAAUCACCAAAGGUAUUACUUGAGACCCAUUGACCACUUGUUUGCAGUAGGUAAUAUUUUCCCAGCUGUGGAGGUACCUGCUCCGCACUCUAGAAAGGUCACUAACACCUCCAAGAAUAGGUUGAAGAUGAUUGUUUUCAGAACCAUGAACAAGAACGGAACAGCCAGGUUAUCUGUGAAAGAUAUUUCUCUGCAUUUCCCUGAUCAGAAUGACAUGCAGAAUCGUCAAAGAUUGAAAGAAUUUAUGGAGUAUCAGAGACAAGGUGAGGACCAGGGUUUCUGGAAGAUCCGUAAUAGUGACUCAGUACCUACCGAAGAAGAGAUCAAAGCGAUGAUCUCUCCGGAAGAUGUCGCUUUGUUGGAUAGUAUGCAACAUGGUCAACAAGUCAUGGACGAUAUCGAUUCACUUUAUAAUGAUGACUCUCGUAAGAUUGAGAUUAAGAGAGAGAAGAAAGAAAAGGAGAAAGAGAAGGAGGAGGAAGAUGAAAAAGAAAAGGCAAAGGACGGAGAGCGUAAAAGAAGAGAUAAGGAUAUUGAUAUGGAAGAGACCAUUGAUGAAGGUCUUGCGCCAUGGAGCUCUUCAAGAAGUUUCAUCACAUCCAACCAAACAAAGGCAAUGUUGCAAUUGAACGGAGAGGGAGAUCCUUCGGGUAUUGGACUUGGAUUCUCACUUUUGAGGGCUACUCAGAAGCAUGGCUUCCGCCCUCUCAUUCCACCACCAAAAGAUACUGUUCCAAAGAAUACUACGGCAUCAUACCAGCAGAGACUCUACGAGAAUGAGAUCUCUCGUAUUUGGUAUGCCCAGAGAAGUUCAUUAACGGUUGACAAUAGAGAGGGACACACCUUGGAUGAUGUGUAUAAGGAGUAUCAACCAAUUGAUCAUACGGAAUUCUUCAAGAAUAAAUUUGAGAAGGAGAAGCAAGAAAACAUCCAAAAACAUGGACAAGCAACUGCAAAACAGAAUAUUUUGAAGAUUACGCGUCUCGUUAGAGACGAGAAUGAUGUGGUCCAGCGUAGGGUGGAAUAUGUUUCGGAUCCACGUCUUAUUAAGGCAUACAUCAAGAGAAAGAAGCAGAUCGAAGGUGACAAGAUGUCGAUGGCAGAUGUCAACGACAUUAUUCCGACGAAUGAUGCAGAGAUGAACAAGAUUCGUCGUAAAGCAUUGGAAGAGAAGAUUGCAAACUUACAAAAGAGAGCAAAGCUUAGUAAGGGCCGUAAACCCCACAAGGAUCCAUUACAUUUGGCGGCUGCAGCUGGAGGUACCAUCAUCGAUGCAAAUACUGUGAUGUUGCCAGACGGAUCCUUAGCAUUUGGAGGUAAAGGUAUCGGAAAAGGAAAAAGUACCAACAGAAGAUGUAAAUCAUGUGGUGCAUUUGGACACAUCAGAACAAAAAAGUCUUGUCCAUUGUAUAAUUACACGAAGGGUGGAACCGUGCAGCUUCCUCAGGAGCAGAAGGACAUCUUGUUGGCUGCCAUUCGAAACGGAGAAUCUCCCCCAGUCGACCAAGCAUGGCUUGCUAGCGGAGCUUCCACAACUAACGGAGCAGGUAGUGAGACUGCUGGUGGUGCUACGAACGGACAAGGAACUUCAGUAUCAAGUGCUCUGGCACCACCAGUGGAGGGAGAUUCAUCUACACCACAUUGA